GGCGCCGCCCCUCGCCUCCAGCGGCCACUGCUGGGGGGUCGGCGCCCCGCGGGGCUCGGCCGCCACGUGACUCUCCCGAGGGGCCGGGACCCCAGGGCGGGGCGAGCGGGGCGGGGCUGCAGGUGGCGGCGGGCGGGCGGCUGGGCCGGCGGGGGCGGCGGGAGGGAGCCGGGCAUGUCGCAGGGGCCCCCGGCGGCCGGCAGCGUCCUGCAGCGGGGCGCGGCGCACGGGAGCCAGCCGCAGAGCCCCGAGGACGAUGACCGGAAGGUCCGGAGGAGGGAGAAGAACCGUGUGGCGGCCCAGCGGAGCCGGAAGAAGCAGACCCAGAAAGCAGACAAGCUUCACGAGGAGCACGAGUGUCUGGAGCAGGAGAACGCGGCCCUGCGCAGAGAGAUCGCCAAGCUGACGGAGGAGCUGCGGCACCUGGGCGAGGCGCUAAAGGAGCAUGAGAAGAUGUGCCCGCUGCUGCUAUGCCCCCUGAGCCUGGUGCCCGCACCCCGGCCCGACCCCGCGACCGGCUGCCUGCCCCGUUGAGGACCCCGCCCGCCAGCUGAGGCCUCCUGUCCGCUGUGGCCGGCAGGCUGGCCUGUGGACAGUCCCCUGCAGCAGCUGGCUGUCGAUCUGUCCGUCUGUCCGCUGGUGCGGAGCUGUCCCUCUGGAACCUGGUAAUAAAGAUGCCGCCACCUCCCCGUGA
Messenger RNA from Erinaceus europaeus (western European hedgehog), 694 nucleotides. RefSeq names its product basic leucine zipper ATF-like transcription factor 3 (gene BATF3). Gene Ontology annotation, molecular function: DNA-binding transcription factor activity, RNA polymerase II-specific; RNA polymerase II cis-regulatory region sequence-specific DNA binding. Lineage: Eukaryota; Metazoa; Chordata; Mammalia; Eulipotyphla; Erinaceidae. Gene Ontology annotation, cellular component: nucleus. Bases 175 to 534 code for a protein of 119 amino acids. The transcript has 3 exons. The record is from RefSeq and is a predicted model, not a curated record. Gene Ontology annotation, biological process: regulation of transcription by RNA polymerase II.